AUGGCAAACGGUGGUGGUAGCAGUAGUGAUAAUAAGAAGGUCUUGCAUGCGGCUGAUGAGGCAGAGAGAGCGGCUAAGGAGAGGAGGCGUGUUAUGGAGGAGAAGAAGCGGAAAUUGGCAGCGGAGAAGGAAUUGUCUGAGGAGGAUCAGCAGUUGAAGAGCCUCCUCGAGAAGCAGGUUGAGAUUAUCACUGGAGGGUAG
Perkinsus marinus ATCC 50983 is the source of this 201-nucleotide messenger RNA. RefSeq lists its product as hypothetical. Lineage: Eukaryota; Perkinsozoa; Perkinsida; Perkinsidae. The transcript has 2 exons. Bases 1 to 201 code for a protein of 66 amino acids. The record is from RefSeq and is a predicted model, not a curated record.